AUGUUGAUGAAGAUCAAGAAAACAAAUGAAGAUCAGAAAGGAUUGAAAUCAACAUUGGAACUGGAAACUUUGAAAAUCAUCAACGAAAGUUCAAAAAUUCCCAAGAAAGAAGUUUCCUUCGCCGAAUGGACUCAAAUUUUGAACGACAUGAUCUCUGAUGUCAACUCAACCAUCACAUACUUAGCAAACCUGUUAGCUUUUCCAAUCCUCACAGUAGAAUUUGCAAGUUUGGCUUCAUUGUUCAUCAGUGGCUUAAUCUUCACUGUUGUCAAACAGCAGCAAUUGUUCGCCAUUGCGGUCAACAUUGUCUCACUUUUGCUCUUUAUCACUUGUUACUUCAACGAAAAGUUUUUAGAGAAGUUGGAUGACAUCAAUGAAGCUCUUUAUGACUUGCCAUGGUACGAAUUGAACUUGAAACAAAGAAAGCAAUUGAUGCUUCUGAUGCAUUGUGAUAAAAUUCAACGAGGAUUUACAGCUGCUGUAAUUCAUGAUUUAACAAUUGAACGGUUUGCAAUCGUCGUGAAGGCUGGAUACACAAAUUUGUUGGUUCUAAAGGAUUUGGUUCAAAAAUAA
Molecule: messenger RNA, 573 nt
Organism: Culicoides brevitarsis
Lineage: Eukaryota; Metazoa; Arthropoda; Insecta; Diptera; Ceratopogonidae
Exons: 1
Coding region: 1-573 (190 amino acids)
Biological process (GO): sensory perception of smell
Cellular component (GO): membrane
Molecular function (GO): odorant binding; olfactory receptor activity
Source: RefSeq, a predicted model, not a curated record